AGGAAUCAAUAAGUUGGAUGCCAAUGAGCUUGCUUUUAUACUGUCUCGGUUAACGAUCAAGGAAGCAGCAGCAGCUAGGCUUGUUUCUCCCCAAUGGGCCCGUGCCUUUUAUAUCUAUUUCUCUAGAAUUAGCGUUCUCAAUUUCAAACGGAAUGAAGCUUUGCUCCACUUCUGUAACAAGCCUCUGAAAUCAAGACACAGGGAGAGCCACAAGUACGUGGAUUGGGUUAAUAAUGUGCUGGAGAAGCAUGAUGGUGGAAAAAUCAAACAGUUUAGUGUCUGCUUUGACCUGGAUUGUCGUUUUACCAGCUCCAUUGAUAGAUGGAUCCAAUUUGCAAUGGAAAAAGAGGUCGAAGAGCUCGAGCUGGAGUUUCUGGUUACCCAAGGUCAUAAAUUCCAAGAUUCCUACAUAUUUCCUCAUCAACUAUUGGGAAUCUCUCACCUUUCUGGUCCAGGCUGCCAUAAUACAUAUCCACCCCGUUGGGAAGCAUGUGAGGAUUGCAUCACUAGUGCUUCUUCUUUUGGCAGGCCUCACCUUGAUCUCCCAACUGGAGGAGGAUUUAAGUGCCUCAAAGUUCUUCACCUGGAAAACGUAGAUGUGGAUGGACAAGUUGUCAAGUAUUUUCUGUCCAACUGUCGUGCCCUUGAAAGGCUGUCCGUGACUGGUGCAACUCAUUUGCUCACCUUAACAGUCGCAGCUCCCUCUGCACCUUCUUUAAGGUAUCUAGUGGUCAAGCACUGUAUUCGGGUCACAAGCAUUACCAUCUGCAACUCCCACCUUUGUUCCUUCAUUUAUGAAGGCAUGUCAAUACACUUGCAACUUGACAAUGUGCCCUCUCUUGUUGAGGUCUGCCUUCAUCAGGCCGACCCUGAAACCUCUGACUUUGCCUCUCUUGCCUUCGAUCAGCUUUCCUCCCAUCUUUUUCAGCUACACACACUCAUGCUUGAUGUUAUGUUCAACGCGCCGUUGUAUCCCAGUGCGUUUGCUGGUGCUGUUCCCAAGUUACCAAACCUCCAGCAUUUGGAGUUGGUUAUUCUAGCUGAUGAUCUAGGGGCCUUCGUCGAUUAGCUGCUUUCCUCCAGGCGUCUCCA
Messenger RNA from Rosa rugosa (rugosa rose), 1092 nucleotides. RefSeq lists its product as uncharacterized. Lineage: Eukaryota; Viridiplantae; Streptophyta; Magnoliopsida; Rosales; Rosaceae. The transcript has 2 exons. The record is from RefSeq and is a predicted model, not a curated record. The coding region runs from base 338 to 1069 and encodes 243 amino acids.